CAGUAAUCACGUUGGAUUAUUCUGGAAUAGAUUCCGAAGCCGAAGUCGAAGCGACGCGCAUGCAUAGCGCACGACGAGUCGCAGAUCGCAAAUAGCGGACGCAAAGCGGAAGUACCGGUCGACGACAAGGACUAGGCUCUCUCCCUUGGUUGAUGACUCUUACCGAGACCAUCAUCGCUGGCGGUUGCCCGAGGCUUGAGGCUUCCCGGAGGAACGAAACUCAAAAAGCGGAUCGGGACAGGAAGAGAGGAAGCGCAACGCGAAAGACGAGCCUGGCACCGCGAAGACGAUUCACGAGAAGGCAGAUAACGGAAUUGCUUUUCGAGAGUUGCACCGACUGUGAAAAAAUGGCUUCCAUUCCGCAGGGUGCUUUCGCAGCGUGGAAAGUUCGCUGUAACGAGGAACUCGCUGUUUCCAUCCCUACGAUGGAUAGAAAAGAGAAGAAGGAAAAUAUAUUCAACCCGAGACCUCCUUUAGAAGGUUGGGAGUUGACACCGCUCAAGUACAAUAGCAAACUAAUGAACAGCAUUUGGGGCCUGUACAAUCGCUAUUCAGUGCACAAUUUUAAGAAGAACACUGACGCCGAGGAGGGGGCCCGCGGUGGGGUGGCCGCGGCGAUCUGGGGCACCAUCUUGGAGAGCCAGCCCCAGGCCGCCAACGUCGCCGCCGCCACCACCGCGGAAGCCCACCAGAUCAUGACCGGGAAUCGCCUCUAAACACGACGCGGCCACGUGACUUCGAAAAAUCAUUCGAAAAUGAUAGUCGGGAAUGAGCGCGAGUUAUGCGCAUAAUUACAAUAUAAAAUGGGGUAAUAAAUAAAAUAAAAAAUAUAUAUGUAUAUAAUUUGUAUAUGCGUAAUUACUAAUAUAUAUAUGGAGAAAACGUGUACACAAAAGAUAUAUUAGUAAUUACCGAAUUAUGUGUAUAUACAAAUUUUAUGAUAGCUCUAAAUGGCCAUUUGGGCACUUUUGCUAUGAGUUUUUGCCUCGAUUACGUUAUUAUCAAGUUAUUUCAAUAUCGUUGUCUAUAAUAUCUUUUUGUUGUGUCGUUCUUAUUGAGUUGUUCGUUUUAUUCAUUUAAAAACCAGAUUUAUAUUAGAAUAAGACAGCUCAAAAUUAACUGUGCUAUUAUUAUUGUAUCGCAAUAAUCGGAAACUUUUAGCAGUAUUUAAAUGUUCCAUUUCGUUUAGAAAUUUUUUUGAGAUCGAUUUAUCCUAAGAUGUUCAAUUUAAAUGUCUCCAAUUUUUUUCGCAUAAUUAUAAAUAUUUGCGUGAAAAAUAUUAGAAUAAUAAAUAUAGUGAUUGAUAAUGAAUUAUGUGAUCGAUUAUGUAUUAUUGUAAUAAAAUAAAUAAUAAAUGAAUAAACUAGAAAUGUCACGCGUA
Messenger RNA from Wasmannia auropunctata (little fire ant), 1381 nucleotides. RefSeq lists its product as uncharacterized. The record is from RefSeq and is a predicted model, not a curated record. Bases 153 to 716 code for a protein of 187 amino acids. NCBI's taxonomy places the organism in Eukaryota, Metazoa, Arthropoda, Insecta, Hymenoptera, Formicidae. The transcript has 3 exons.